Molecule: messenger RNA, 510 nt
Organism: Tripterygium wilfordii
Lineage: Eukaryota; Viridiplantae; Streptophyta; Magnoliopsida; Celastrales; Celastraceae
Product: probable terpene synthase 2
Exons: 3
Coding region: 1-510 (169 amino acids)
Molecular function (GO): magnesium ion binding; terpene synthase activity
Source: RefSeq, a predicted model, not a curated record
AUGUGGACUAAUGCUGUUUACUUUGAGCCACAAUACCGAAGUGCUCAGAUAAUGCUUACCAAAAUUGUCAAAUUGAUAUCAAUCAUCGAUGAUACGUAUGAUUCCUACGCUACGAUUGACGAACUUCGACUAUUGACAGAUGCAAUUGAGAGUUGGGACAUUAAUGCUAUUGAUGAACUACCGGACUACAUGAAAUUCCUUUAUAGCACUAUUUUGAAUCUUUACGGGGAACUUGAGACUGAACUAGAAAGUGAAGGCAGAUCUUAUGGUGUAUCCCAUGCAAGGGAUGCGCUAAUACAAAUUGUGAAAGCAUACCAUAUCGAGGCAGAGUGGCUGAACAAAGGCUACGUUCCGUCAUUUGAUGAGUACAUGGAAAAUGCCCUAAUUUCAAGUGGUUAUCAUGUAUUUGCAAUAUCAUCGUUCCUUGGAAUGGAAGAAAUUGGAACAAUGGAGGCUUUUGACUGGCUAAAAGGAUUUCCAAACAUUGAUACGGCUGUGCAAAUUAUUUGA